Messenger RNA from Drosophila takahashii, 1193 nucleotides. It is a transcript of the gene Adat1, whose product is annotated as Adenosine deaminase, tRNA-specific 1. Gene Ontology annotation, molecular function: tRNA-specific adenosine deaminase activity; RNA binding. The record is from RefSeq and is a predicted model, not a curated record. NCBI's taxonomy places the organism in Eukaryota, Metazoa, Arthropoda, Insecta, Diptera, Drosophilidae. Gene Ontology annotation, biological process: tRNA processing.
UUGUUUACAUGGUUGAUCAAAACAAACCGAGCGUUCAGGACAUUGCGGAGCUGUGCUUCCAAAAGUUCGAAUCCUUGCCGAAAACAGGAAAGCCCACUGCCAAACAAUGGACGAUUUUGGCGGGAAUUGUGGAGUUCAACCGACGAACGGAGGACAGUCAACUGGUGGCCCUUGGAUGCGGAACAAAAUGCAUAGGAGAGUCCAAACUUUGCGCCAAAGGUUACGUCCUGAAUGAUUCCCAUGCCGAGAUACUGGCACGUCGCGCUUUCCUCCGUUUCCUAUACCAGGAGCUAAAGCAGGAGAGGAUCUUCCAUUGGAACAGUGAGCAAAGUAGCUACGAUUUGGAUGAGCACGUGGAGUUCCACUUUUUGAGCACUCAGACGCCCUGCGGAGAUGCCUGCAUCCUGGAUGGAGGAGAUCCUGAUAAACAGGCGAAACGUCAGCGACUGGAUGAGGAAACCGAGGUUGUCUAUACGGGAGCCAAGUUGAUAGGUCAACUGAAUGAUGAUCCCAUGCAGCAGACGCCCGGUUUGCUGCGAACCAAGCCAGGACGUGGCGAACGCACUUUAUCCAUGUCCUGCAGCGAUAAGAUAGCCCGUUGGAAUGUGCUAGGUGUGCAGGGAGCACUGCUGGACUCCCUGAUCUCCAAACCCAUUUACUUUAGCAGUCUGAACUUCUGCUGUGCCGAUGCCCAGUUGGAAUCGCUGGAAAGAGCCAUCUUUAAACGUUGGAAAGGCAAAUCCUUCGAGCAUCCACGGUUUCAGCCUCAAAAACCAGAGAUACGCAUAGAUUCUAGUAUUAAAUUUGAGUUUUCGCAGCGAUCCGACUGGCAGCCAUCGCCAAAUGGCCUGGUUUGGUCGAAACUGCCAGAGGAUUUUAGGCCCUAUGAAAUUUCUGUUAAUGGAAAGCGCCAAGGAGUGACUAAGAAAAAGGUGGACACUCCUCAAGCUGCCUUGGCAGUCAGCAAAUACAAGCUGUUCCUCAGUUUUCUGGAAUUGCAUAGAUCUAAUCCAAAGCUAAGCGAAAAGUUUGAUAAGAACCUUUCCGAUCUUGAGCUUAUUACAUAUGCUUCUUGUAAAGAUUUGUCCAGAGAUUAUCAGUUGGCAUGGCGUCAAGUAAAGGAUAAAUACUUCCUUCAAUGGAUCAAAAAGCCACAAGAAUUGCUAGAAUUUACUCCAAAACCUAAUGAAUGA